Messenger RNA from Necator americanus (New World hookworm), 3132 nucleotides. RefSeq lists its product as uncharacterized. The record is from RefSeq and is a predicted model, not a curated record. Gene Ontology annotation, biological process: mitochondrial DNA replication. Bases 1 to 3132 code for a protein of 1043 amino acids. The transcript is spliced from 27 exons. Gene Ontology annotation, molecular function: DNA-directed DNA polymerase activity; DNA binding; 3'-5' exonuclease activity. Lineage: Eukaryota; Metazoa; Nematoda; Chromadorea; Rhabditida; Ancylostomatidae. Gene Ontology annotation, cellular component: mitochondrion; gamma DNA polymerase complex.
AUGUUGGAAUUGCAGGAUACCUACAUGAAAAUGAAGUGCACGCAUCUCAUCAUACAAUCCUUUCGUGCCUCUAGAAGAGCUUGCUCGUUCAAAGCGCAUCAUAUUGCCACCGUACCUGAGUAUCUACAUCGUCAUCUCUUCCGAAGCGACGUUCCUUCUACAUCUGCUCAAGCUUCGUUCGAAAUUGAACUACCUACUUUGAAAUCAGCUUCAUUACAACAACAUUUCAGGAUAACUGCAGAAGAGCUAACACAGAAGUACAAGCAGUUGUUGGAAGAAGCAGCAUUAUUUCCGUUACACUUUCCGAAACCAUGCCAGUGGAGAUGUGAAACGGGUUGGACAAGAUAUGCACAUAACGGGUCAAUUGAACAGGUGGAAUAUCCCUAUGAAGACGUGUUCUUUUUCGACGUAGAGACUUGUGUUCAAGAUGGGCAGCUGCCUACAUUGGCUGUAGCUCUUUCUGAUCAAGCUUGGUACUGCUGGUGCAGCAGUCGCCUCGUUCACAACUCUCCUGUGCCGACUGUGACUUAUCUUGAGCACCUCAUCUCACUUGGAGGAUCUGAGGAGGCCCGAGUUGUUAUAGGUCAUAACGUCGGUUACGACAGAGCGAGAGCAAAAGAACCUUACGAGCAGAAGAAAAGUGCUGUUCGCUUCAUGGACACAAUGUCGAUGUCAAUUCCCAUGUUCGGUAUGGCUGAUCACCAAGUUUCUACUUACGAGACCGACGAUUCUGAUUUUAAGUUAAGGGAGAAGCGUUAUGAGCGAUGGCGAGAUGCUUGGGAUGACCGCGUUUGUCGUAAUUCCUUGCUGGCAGUUCACCAACAUCUCUAUCGUAAUGAGGACAGGUUAACGAAGGAAUCGAAGAGGUUCCAGGACUUUUUUGUGAGAGAGGAUAUCAACACGAUAAGACAAAAUUUCCAGGUGUUGGUAAACUACUGCGCGGACGACAACUUAAUAUGUGCCCAGAUUUUCAAAAAGUUGUGGCCUGAAUUCCAAAAAAGAUUUCCCCAUCCAGCAACGCUUUUUGGUAUGCUGAACAUAGGAAAUGCUUAUCUCCCCAUUAACGAAAACUGGGACCUUUUCUUCAAGAAAAACGAAAAAGCGUGCGACGAAACGAAGCAGGCGGGUGCUCGUGCAUUGGUUGCAGCUGCUUCUGACGUGUUAAAUAGUCUUAAACCAAACAUUGAUGGAACCAUAAUAGAUGCUUGGCUCUUUGAUGUCGAUUGGUCACGCAAGGGUGAUAAUGAAUUUCCAGAAUGGUUCUUCAAACUUUUCUCCAAGCGUGGAAAUGUAUAUCUCGAUUUGGCCUCAUUGUCUAGUGAAGAUGUCGUCAUGAAAAGCGCUUUUGUACCACUCAUAUUUGGGAUGACGUAUGGUCCCUAUCCAUUGCAUAGAUCAGCUCCACUCGGCUGGGGAUAUUUAGUGCCCAAUUCUUCCAAACUUUCGGGUACCACUGGGAACUGCUCUAUCGAGAAAAACUCGCGAGAGUAUGAGCAUGUUUGUGAGGUCGUAGAAAAGAACAGGGCGAAGUUCGGCGAUAUUGAGCCUACCGGGAGAUCUCAUAACUUUGGCCCCUUUCUCUUCCAUCAGCUUUCACAUCCGCUGGGCGCACAAAACGUGGGUGAUCCGUUAGGAAAACAUUUCCUGCGUUAUAUCGACUCGAAAGUUUUGCGUCCAACAAGACAUGUUGAAGAAUUCUUUGUUCUACUCGAAGCCCUCAAGAGCACAAAAUUUUGGACAAAUUACGCAAAACGUUUCGAAUCCGAAAUCCCGGUCUGGUAUAACUCCAAAGCUGCCCCACGGCUAGGAGCCAUAGCUCCGGCCAUAGUAUCUGCGGGCACAGUUUCACGAAGAAGCGUCCACAAACUUUGGGUUACACUCACCAAUGAGUCUGGUACCAACAGAAUUGGUACUGGAAUCAAGAGUCUAGUACAAGCACCAGAAGGAAGUGUGCUUGUCGGCGCUGAUGUCGAUUCGCAAGAGCAGUGGUUGGCCGGCUUGUUUGGAGAUGCGAGCCACGCUUCGGCACUCCCCUCGUCUUCUCGGCAUCCAGGAUUGACUCCAUUCAGCAACAUGAUGUUAGCGGGUUCUAAAGCGAAUGGAACUGAUUUACAUACAGUUGUGGCGAAUCAGCUGCAUAUUGACAGAGGACAGGCUAAGGCGUUGAAUUACGCUAGGAUGUAUGGCGCUGGGGAGGCGCAUGCCAGCAAAACCCUUGCUCAAGCAGGAAUGGAUAGCAAGAAAGCUGCUAAAACUGCUAGAGAUUUGUUUAAGAUGACUAAGGGUACUGAAAGCAGCUGGAAGAUGCUGCGUCGUGAGGUACAACCCCUCCUGGAGGCUUUCGUUGCUAAUCGAGGAAAAUCUGUUGAUUAUCUUACAGUCGAUGGCAUUUUUUAUGUUCCUCAGUACGACAACGAGCUAAGGUCGUUUACCACUGAGUUCGAAGAAUGGGUAAUUUCAAAGGUACUGGAGAAAAAUCCGGGUUUAUCUGAGGACGCGAUUGUUACAUCUCUGUAUGAUAGCUACGCUACUGGCGUUCGUCUUUUCAAUGGUGGAUACGAAUCAGCCACAUUCAAUUUUUUGGAAAUGCAAACACAUCGCGAUGUUCUGCGAACUCCAGUACUAGAUUGCCGUUUAUCCGAUUCGCUGUCUGCUCUUCCAGAAGGUACCCCGGAUAGGGAUCAAUUUGCUGCCAAGUACAAACGUUCAGUAAUGAACUGGCUUGUGCAAUCGUCAGCCGUCGACUUCUUACACCUGCUCUUGGUCUCCAUGGAAUGGCUUUGUUCUGAGUAUGAGAUCCCUGCUCGAUUCGUCAUCUCCAUACAUGAUGAGGUGCAUUAUCUAUGCCCUGAAGAAGAUGCUCCAAGGUUGGCGCUGGCUCUUAUGCUUAGCAACACGUACGUUCGCUCGUUUAUUUCCUCUAAACUGGGGAUCGAACAGCUACCCUUGUCGGUGGCGUUUUUUUCACAAGUGGAUUGUGAUAAAGUGUUGCGUAAAGAGGUCGACAUACCUUGUUUCAACCCGGAUGGAACUCCAAUACCCAAUGGCGUUUCGUGGACAAUUGACGAUUUAGUGCGGAUAACUGAGGGAAAACUACACCGUCCAACCAAGCGAAGAAAAACCUUCUUAUGA